This is a messenger RNA of Guyanagaster necrorhizus, 1608 nucleotides long. RefSeq lists its product as uncharacterized. Gene Ontology annotation, molecular function: phosphatidylinositol binding; ubiquitin binding. The transcript has 9 exons. Lineage: Eukaryota; Fungi; Basidiomycota; Agaricomycetes; Agaricales; Physalacriaceae. The coding region runs from base 91 to 1509 and encodes 472 amino acids. The record is from RefSeq and is a predicted model, not a curated record. Gene Ontology annotation, biological process: actin cortical patch localization; endocytosis; actin filament organization. Gene Ontology annotation, cellular component: actin cortical patch.
GACUAUUAUCUAAAUUCAUGCUUGCUGUGAUCUCCUCGUACUCUCAGGCGUCUCCAAAAGUGGCUCUCCCUUUCUGCAUUCCUCGCCGAAAUGUCUGCAAUAAAGUUUGCAAGGGAAGCAUUUGGUCGUGAAAAGCCCCAUUCUUCCAUCACCGAUUGGGUCGAGAUCCUGACGGCAAGCACCAUUGCGGAGGAGGCUUAUGAUGGUAUUCCGGAGCUCGUCGACGCCAUCAACCUCCAGCCACAUGCAGGUCCCACUGAGGCCUCUCGUGCUUUACGCAAGAAACUCAAGCACGGCAGCCCGCAUCAGCAGUAUCGUGCUCUCGUGAUCCUCAAAGCAUUGGUAGAAAACUGUGGAGACAAAUUUAAAACAUCAUUUGCUGAUGGACAGCUAACCGACGCGCUCAAGCACCUCGCCAGCGAUAGUUAUGCCGACAAGAGAGUGAAGAAAAAGCUAAUUCUCGUUCUCAAAUCAUGGCACGAACAGUUCCAAUCUGACCCGUCCAUGUCCAUGUUCUCCAAUCUCUAUUCGCAAACCGUCCGUGAUCGGCCGCAUGUCACAGAUACCUAUCUGGACCCCGAAAUACAACAGCGGAAACUGGAAGAAGCCAAACGCAAGGCUCAGGAAAAAGCCGAAGCCAAAGAGCGUCAGAGGCUAGAAGAAGAAAGACGGAAAGAGGAGAAACGGAAGAAGAAUCAACCCAAGGCCAAACGCGCCCUUUUUGUUUUUGAGAAGGAGAAACCGAAAGUAUUAUCAAGUAUCGUUGACGCGUCCCAGGCUUCUAGUAAUCUCGUCAAUGCUAUCACCCUUGUUAAUAGGGAGACCGACAGUUUGCAAACCAAUGAACGCGUCCAAGAAUGUCUGUCAAAAGCCAAAUUGGCACGAAAGCAGAUAGUGCGCUACAUACAACUCGUGGAGAAUGAAGAAUUAAUAGGAACCCUUAUCGAAACCAACGAGAGGGUUAUCAACGCUCUGGAGACUUAUGAUAACGCUUCAAAAGCCCCGGCGAAGAAACCAAACGACGGGGCUGACGCCUUAUCGGCCCCCCUUGCAAAGGUCCACUUAACAGGAGAAAGUGAAGUUAUUAAAUUGCAGGAGAAGCAGCGUGCUGCUGUCGAACGUGCUAAGUAUCGGAACGAUAGCGGCGCGUAUGCUGACCUGCAAGACAUUAAUUUCGGUUCGAUUGGUAGUUCUUCUACGAACCUACAACCACCGUUGCGGCCUUCUACCUCUACUACAUAUUCAGACGAAAGCAAUGAUGCCAGAGGCUCGCUAUCGGACUUCAGUGACUACGAAUCAUCAGAUGAAGAAACCCGUGAUACUUCUGCAGCAGCGUGGAGACAAACACGAAAGCAUUACGUCGAUGAUGAUCCAGAUGCUGCGAGAGUGGAUCUUCGUGUUUCAAACAAAGGCGAAGGCGGUUCUAAUGUUGCGUUGAUCGAUGUGGAGGAUCCGUUUGCGGACCCUUUUGCUGACGAGGUUUCCAUAGAGCCGUCGAAGAAAUGGUGAUCUGGGGGAACAGUCGCGGUAAUAAAUGUACAUAUAUAUGCUGUUCUAUAGCGUUUGUUACAUGAGGAUAGCGAUAAGCUGACAUCUCGAGUCUUGGUU